AUGGAUACCGAGAGAGGUGACGAUGAGUCACAGCACUUGAAUUCCAAAGGCAUAACCUUUGCCAAGGCUUGUUUCAAUCUGUUAAACGCUUUAUCAGGAAUCGGUAUAUUAUCAGUUUCCUAUGCAUUAUCAGAAGCUGGAUGGAUGAGCUUACUGUUGCUCUUUCUUCUGGCCAUCAUAUGUUGCUAUACUGGUUCACUUCUCAUCCAAUGCAUGAAUGCGGAUCCGCAAAUUCGUACCUAUCCCGACAUCGCCAACGUAGCCUUCGGCUACAAAGGAAAAAUCUUUGCUUCAGUAGUUCUAUGUCUCUCAAUGUACAUGUUUGCAGUGGAGUUGUUGAUACUAGAGGGUGAUAAUUUGGAAAACUUGUUUCCAAAUAUGAGUUUCAGACUCGGAGGGUUGAGAAUAAAAGGAAGCAAAGCUUUUGUCCUCUUAUCUGCCUUGAUAAUAUUACCUACUGUUUGGCUAAGAGGUUUGGGGCCUCUAGCUUAUGUCUCAGCUUGUGGGGUUUUGGCUCCUAUAAUUGUAGUGGGCUCUGUUAUAUGGGCUGGCUUGUUUGGUGGAGUCGGAUUUCAUGCAAGAAAAAGGCUUUUCAAUAUUAAAGGAUUGCCCACAGCUGCUAGUAUAUAUGCAUUUUGUUACUCAGGACAUGGUGUGUUCCCCACUAUCAGGGCUUCUAUGAAAGACAGGAGCAAGUCCAUGAGAGUGAUAAUUCUUUGUAUUACAACAGCUGCUUUGAGCUAUGCCCUAAUGGCAGUAUCAGGGUACCUAAUGUAUGGACAACAUCUGAACUCUCAAAUCACUCUGAAUCUUCCAAAAGGAAAGAUCAGCUCCAAGAUUGCUAUAUACACCAUUGUCGCAACUCCUCUUGUGAAAUAUGCAAUUGCUGUUGCCCCGAUUGUGAUUGCAAUAGAAGAUGCAGUGCCCCUAUGCAAAAGAAGACAUGUGAGCCUUCUAUUUAGGACAAUGUUGGUGGCUAGCACUGUUAUAGUAGCUCUCACAGUUCCAUUCUUUGGGUAUUUGUUGGCCUUGGUUGGAUCAGCUCUCAGUAGUACCUUGAAUUUGUGCUUGCCUUGCCUUUUUUACCUGAAGAUCACCAAGAAUUCAAAGCAUGGAAAGGUGGAGAUGGUGGUCAUAGUGGGGAUUGUGCUCCUGAGCUGCAUUAUUGCAGUUGUAGGAACUUACACAUCUAUGAAAAAGAUCAUGCAACAUUUAUGACUACCUAUGAUGGAUUGUUUAUGACAAUAUUGGGCUAGGCUUGUUUAUUAGUUUGCAACAUCAGUGAGAGAUUGGGUCUCACCACAGGGCUUGUUAUGGUGGUUCAAAUAGGGUUUUUCAUGAGUUACUUUGUUAUGUAUUUGGAGCCAAUGUCAUUCUUUGUCUUUGGCUAGUAUAUGGCAAUUGCCAAUAUAACUUACUUG
Molecule: messenger RNA, 1421 nt
Organism: Amborella trichopoda
Lineage: Eukaryota; Viridiplantae; Streptophyta; Magnoliopsida; Amborellales; Amborellaceae
Product: amino acid transporter AVT1I
Biological process (GO): amino acid transmembrane transport
Cellular component (GO): vacuolar membrane
Molecular function (GO): L-amino acid transmembrane transporter activity
Source: RefSeq, a predicted model, not a curated record